GAUUCAACAUGGCGGCGCCCGGCAAUAAUUUUCCGGUUCAAACUACUGAAGCCUCUCACAGACAAAGUGGGAGCUCCAAAGCUGUGCCCAAGGAUCGCAAAAAGAAGAAGAAGCAGAAGCCCAAGCCUGUAACGGAAGUGAGAGUGGAUAGAUCUGUGAUUUCCAAGUUGCACGUCCUGAAUAAGGAACUGGACGCCGUCAGGAGAGACCAGUCUCUGUCAGAGAAAACCAAGCAGGCAAGAGUCAACCAACUGGAGACAGAGAUCCAAAAGAUAGGAGGACUGGAUGCUUAUCAAGCAGCAUCCAAGCGUGGAGCCUGUUGCCAUGGCAACACAACUACGUCCAACUGGGUUAUCAAACAACUGAAGAAGUUCAAAGUCAAACCAGCUACAGAAGAAAGGAGACUGAGAUUGUUAGAUGUGGGAGCACUUGAUAACCACUACCAGAGACACGGUUGGCUGGACUGUACAGCCAUAGACCUGAAUCCACAGACAGACAGGGUCAUCAAGGCAGACUUCUUUCAAUACAAGGUAGAGGAAGGGUGUGAAUAUGAUGCUGUCGUGUUGAGCCUCGUCAUCAACUUUGUGGGAGACCCUAAGAAAAGAGGAGACAUGUUAAGACAUUGUUGCCGAGUGACUAAGGAAAAUGGCCACCUAUUUGUAGUGUUGCCCCUGCCCUGCCUCUCCAACUCCAGAUACCUGACACCCAAACUGUUCUGUGACAUGCUGGACAGCCUGGGCUUCCAGAAACUGUGUUGUCAUGACAGCAAGAGGCUUAGCUUCCUCAUGUUUCAAAGAAUUGGAAAGAGAAGAUCGAAGUCUUUUCCAAAGCAGGUGGUGAGGAAAGGACCAAGUCACAACAACUUCAGCAUUGUUCUCUGACAGUCACAUUCUGAGGACAUUUUCUGAUGUGUGGCUGUGUAAAUAUGCAGGGAAACAACAGAUAUAAAAAUUACAUGAUGUUUUUUAAGAACUUGUAAAGGUGUAAUGAUUGUCAGUUGACAGGAACUACCUUACUUGAGGUGAAGCCUGAGCUCAAGAAUAGAACAACUGAUCUAUAUCUGCAUAGGCAGUGCUUGUACAUGCAGUACAUAUC
Messenger RNA from Branchiostoma belcheri (Belcher's lancelet), 1095 nucleotides. RefSeq names its product 25S rRNA (adenine(2142)-N(1))-methyltransferase-like. The record is from RefSeq and is a predicted model, not a curated record. The transcript is spliced from 8 exons. Lineage: Eukaryota; Metazoa; Chordata; Leptocardii; Amphioxiformes; Branchiostomatidae. The coding region runs from base 9 to 881 and encodes 290 amino acids. Gene Ontology annotation, molecular function: rRNA (adenine) methyltransferase activity. Gene Ontology annotation, cellular component: nucleolus.